AUGGCUUCAGACUCCUUGGCUGAAGCAACGGUCUCUUUGAAUGAAGCAACUGUGUGGCAUGCUCGCCCCCUUGAUUUUGUAAUAAUUUUCAUUGUAUCUAAUGUUGCUAGUGUUCCCUUGCCAAAGGUUUGGGUCCGAUCCAGCUGGGGUCGACCUAGACCCAAAUCCGAGCUAGAUCCGAUUCGAAUUCAAGGCUAUGGGCAUGGAUCCUUUGAGCCAAUCCGAAACUUGGACCUUGAUUCAGACUCAGAUCGGGGCGACUGCCCAGGCCGUCAGGUCGGCCCUAACCGAUUGCCACCCCUAGAGAAAACUCAUAUUGUAGAUGUUGUGGUAUUGGCAAAUGCCAAUGAGAAUUUCAUGACCAACGGUGACCUAGAAGCAAUUGUGGAUUGGAUACCCGGCAUGCCCGAUAUCCGUCUAAGGGACUUACCCUCCUUCAUCAGGACAACCAAUCUUAAUGAUCCCAUGUUACAGGUUUGUACAAUCGAAAGCCCUAAUACUCUCAAGUCUUGGGCUAUCAUUCUCAACACAUUCGAAGAUUUAGAUAAACCUGUUCUUGAUGCCAUGAGAGAAAGAAUCGGUCGCCCAAUCUACACAAUUGGCCCGGUUGUAAGCUUUAGCCAAUUUGAAUCCAAUGACCGUUUAAAGUCGGUUUCAAUGAGUCUUUGGAAUGAGGAGGAUACUUGUGUAGGAUGGCUCAAUGACAAGGAACCUAAGUCAGUUGUGUAUGUGAAUUUUGGCAGUGCGACAGUUGCAACACCCAUUCAACUCAACGAAUUCGCUUGGGGUCUUGCAAAUAGCCAAAGGCCUUUCAUAUGGGUCAUUCGUGAAGAUCUCGUAUUCGGCAAAUCGGCAACGUUAGAAAAAACAUUUGUCGAAGAAACCAAAGAAAGAAGGCUAAUCCUGAGUUGGUGUAACCAGAUUAAAGUACUGUCACACCCUGCAGUUGGGUGCUUCCUAACUCACAGUGGAUGGAAUUCGACAAUUGAGAGCAUUAGCAAUGGUGUGCCGAUGUUAUGUUGGCCCUUCUUUGCUGAUCAUCCAACAAUUUGCAGGUACGUUUGCAAGGAAUGGGGCAUUGGGAUGGAAAUAAACAAUGAUGUUAAGAGGGAGGAGGUGGAAGCAUUGGUGAGGGAGUUGAUGGAAGGAGAGAAGGGUAAAGAGAUGCAGUUAAAGGCCAAGAAAUGGAAAGAGAUCUCAAAAACUGUUGUUCAAUUAGGAGGCAGCUCUUACAAUAACUUAGAGAGGCUUAUAAAGCAAGUGCUUCCAGAGAAACGCUGA
Amborella trichopoda is the source of this 1281-nucleotide messenger RNA. NCBI's taxonomy places the organism in Eukaryota, Viridiplantae, Streptophyta, Magnoliopsida, Amborellales, Amborellaceae. The record is from RefSeq and is a predicted model, not a curated record.